CUACCUUUUUGUAGUGUUUCCCGAUCCACUGCCGCACCACCUCCAGCUGGGCUAAAGUAUCCACACUCUCCCAGAACCUGGCGGACGGGCUGCUGUCUUUUUUUCGGUUUGCGGAUGUCAAGGAGGGGGCUUGGCUCGUGCCUGGAAUCCCGAGGCCCCGAGAUCUUAUGGGUGUCCAGGGUCUUACCACCUACGUGGAGAGGAACAGAAACUUCCUCCAAGAUGUGAGGUUCAGGGACAGUCGCCUGGUUAUUGAUGGCUGCAGUCUUUAUUACCGACUCUACUUUAACCACGGUUUGGACCAGCAGCAUGGAGGGGACUAUGAUGCCUUUGCUUGCCUUCUCACCCAGUUUCUGUCUGCUUUGGAAGCCUGUAACAUCCAGCCAUAUGUGAUACUGGAUGGAGGUGUUGAUCCCAGUGAUAAGAAGUUUUCAACUCUGCGUCAUCGCCUGCAGUCCAAGAUAAAAGAGGCAGACAGUCUUUCUCGUGGCCGAAAUGGCUCCGUGCUCCCUAUCCUCACGAGGGAUGUGUUCAUUCAAGUCCUUUUGGAGAGAGGAGUCCCGCUGGUCCAGUGUCCAGCUGAGGCUGACUGGGAUAUUGCGUGUUUGGCUCACCAGUGGAACUGCCCAGUUCUGACCAAUGACAGUGAUUUUUACAUCUUUGACCUGCCAGGCGGUUACCUUCCACUCAGUUCUUUCCAGUGGACCCACCUUAACGGUAAAGCCUCUCAGCGCUACAUCACAGCCCGGCGCUACACCACCAACUCACUUUGCCGCUUAUAUGGGGGAUUAAACAAAGAAUUAUUACCUUUAUGUGCCGUACUGACUGGUAAUGACUAUGGCACUCCAAAAGAUGCUGACACUCUCCUUGCUGUGAUAGAUAGCAGGGCAUUAGGGAGACAUGGUAAAGGCAAGGGUUCUGGUUCCCGCAUUGACAGCAUCCUCCUGUGGCUAUCCACUUUUUCAAGCCCGGCAGAGGCCUUGGAGGAGGUGAGCAGGCUUAUGGGGGAGGACUGUAGAGAUGGAGGCGGCAGGGGCAAGAAAGGUGGGCUUAGUUCACAGCUGUGGAAUGGGAUGCAGGAAUACUACCUCUCCCCACAAAGCUCUCUGGCUCGCUGGUUCUCCACUAAGGCACUUCAUGGAGGACUGCUCCCCGGGCUGCCAGGGUGCCUGUCGCUGGCCGCAGCCAGGGGUAUGUUGCCUCCCUUGGUGGUGGAUGCUCUGGUGAUGCGCAGGGUCCUUCUCAUUCCACAAGUGGAGAACAGUAAGCUAGCCAGCAGCCACAGUUGUGCUAAAGCCAUACGCCAGGCUGUGUAUGGGAUAUUACUGCAAGCAGGAGAUGUGAGAGGACAGGGAGAUAUCAGCCAGGGUAGUGGAGGGGGAAAAGGUAGAGGGGGAAGGGGGAGGGGAUGUGGUCAGGUUAGUGGAGGUAGUGGUCAGCACGGUGGGAGUCGAACAGCCAGUGCAACUACAGUGCAGGCUCAGGGUUUUGAACCCCCAGUUCUUGUGGAGGAAUACGACCGUCUAGAACUGAGCUUGAAGAAAAACCAAGUGGAGACACACCAGACCAGGACCUCCAUACACCUAGAUACACUUGACCAGGCUCCUGCAGCCGUUCGUAUUGCUGUCCUGUUAGAAAUCUUGGGCACAAAGGAGUCUGCCCUGGCUCCUCUUCCUCUUCACCUGAGGCUGGCUGUAGCAGUGACCGGUUUCUGGCUACGAGAGGCAAAACCAACGCCCUCACAGCCCCAGCUCCAGGCUCUGGUGCUGGGCUUUGUUUAUGGAGAGCUGUCCUUGAACAACCAACCUGGAGCUGCCUACUACCAACAUACAGUGCCACAGCUGAACUGGGCUGCAGAGAGCCAAGUGUGGGCAGGUCUGGAUCAACUGCGUGUGAGGCCCGGAGAGAGACGGGGCCUGGAUGUUGGCGCAACGCACAGUUUCAGCCAGUGGCAGGCCUGCUUGUGGAGUGCACUGUGUCUCAAUCAGCUACUGCUGCUCCCUCUGCCUGAGCCUCACCUGGCAUGGUUGUUCAGUGGUACCUUGGUGCACGGCCUCCUCCGGCACCUCAAAGGUGGCCGAGCUCCUGAAUCUCUCCUUUCUGGUGGUUUCUUAUCGGGACAACUUUACUCCUGCCUGCUGGACGCUGUGAGGAACUGCAGCUCCAAAGCCAACCCCUCCUCUUUGGCAGCAGGGACGAGGGGGAGAAGCAGAGGCAGAGGUGGAGGCAGAGGCCAGGGAAGGAGAGGAAGAGGAGGAGGAGGAGGAGGAGGAGGAGGAGGAAGAGGAAGAGGAAGAGGAGCGAGAGGAGGGGGGAGAGGGACUGAAGAGGUAAACAACAGGUUUGCUCUCCUGAUGAGCGAGGAGGAGUUUGAUGAUGAUUGAGGAGGCGCAGGAGAUUGAAUUUGCUAUGGGGCCAAAUGAAGGACAUUCCUGUGUUUGAUUAGAACACUCAGGGAAUGUUAUGAAACAUUGUUAUCGGGUAACAAUACAGCAACAACAGAGCUUUUUAUAAUUGUAUUGCACUAAUUUUGCCUUCUUGAACAUAUACUGGCAGUUUGGAAUCAAGUAACCUCAAUGCAUGGUGUAUUUGUUUUCCUGAAGUAUACUCUUUACACAUUUUUAGCAGAUUUAUGCAGCUUUUAUUCAAAGAACCAUGACUGUAACUAAUACAGCUGUUGACAGUUUUAUUCAGCCAACAAUUGUCUCAUCAUCUCCGUUGAUCAGCUAUCGUCAUCUUAAUGACACACUUAUAUCUCAUGAAAUUUUAUUAUAUAUAUGCCAUAAUACACAUGAAUUUGGUGCUCAAGCUUACUCCUUUUGUAUAAUAAAAACAGUAAAAUCAAUCAAAAUCAAAAUCUCUGACUUACUUCUGCUAACUAUUUUUUGGCUUGUUUACUUUUAACCACAUUCAGCUUCGAAUAAAACGUUUUACAAGCUUUCA
Molecule: messenger RNA, 2943 nt
Organism: Notolabrus celidotus (New Zealand spotty)
Lineage: Eukaryota; Metazoa; Chordata; Actinopteri; Labriformes; Labridae
Gene: aste1b
Product: asteroid homolog 1b
Exons: 7
Coding region: 168-2384 (738 amino acids)
Molecular function (GO): nuclease activity
Source: RefSeq, a predicted model, not a curated record